AUGGCAAGCGCCAUUUCCGUACCAUUGUUGACACAGGCAACGGAGACGCUCCAAAGAGACAAACAACGGCACUCACGACAUCCAGCACCAGGGAAGCCGCUAUUCGCAGAACGUCAGGUUCGAAUUAUCUGCAUCGGUGCUGGUGCGUCGGGGCUGUGCUUUGCGUACAAGUUACAACGAUCGUUUCAGAACUUCAAGUUGACCAUUUAUGAGAAAAACCCGGCGAUUUCGGGGACAUGGUGGGAGAACAGGUAUCCCGGAUGUGCCUGUGACGUUCCGGCCCACAAUUACACUUUCUCUUGGGAGCCGUCUGUCAAUGCCAGUGCUGUUUAUGUCUCUUCUGAGGAAUUAUUCCAGUACUUUCAGAAUUUCGCAGAAAAACAUGAAUUGAAAAAGUACAUCCAGCUGCAGCAACAGGUUGUUGGUGCCAGUUGGAACGGCGAAGCCUGGGACGUCGAAGUCAGCAAUGGCAGGGAGGGAUCCAAAUAUCAUGACCAGUGCGACAUUCUCAUCAAUGCCACUGGGAUUUUGAAUAAUUGGCGGUGGCCUGAUGUGCCGGGCUUGCAUGAAUUUAAGGGACCGUUGCUUCAUAGUGCAAACUGGAAUCCUGAUGUCGCUCUUGAUGGAAAGACUGUCGGACUGAUUGGGAAUGGAUCAUCUGGUAUUCAAAUAUUGCCAGCCAUCCAGCCCAAAGUAGAGAAACUGGUGACAUUCAUAAGAGGCACAAGCUGGAUCUCACCUGUCCAUGGCUUAGACCAGCAUAGAUACACGGAAACCGAAAUGAAUAACUUCAAGAACAACCCGAACGAAUUGCUAGAGUACCGCAAGAUGAACGAGACGAGCAUGAAUUGCUUGUUUGGUACAUUCAUCAAAGACUCCGACACCCAAAAUGAGAUCAAGGACGAUCUAACGGCUCAGAUGCGAACAAAGCUCAACAAUCAGGACCUGGCAUCGAAACUGAUCCCCAAAUGGAGCCCUGGUUGCCGCCGCCUUACUCCGGGUAUCAACUACCUCGAAACGCUGCGAAAGGACAAUGUAGAAGUCGUCCUCGGUGAGAUCAAGCGGAUCACUAAGGGCGGAUGUGUGGAUAAUACUGGUGUCGAACAUCCUUUGGACGUUUUGAUCUGUGCUACGGGAUUCGAUGUGUCGUUUAAACCUCGCUUUCCAGUACAAGGCCACAGAGUCAAUCUUCAGAAUGAGUGGGCAGACGAUCCAAGGAGCUAUCUCGGCACCGCUGCAGCGGAUAUACCGAACUACAUGUUCUUCCUGGGGCCUAACUGUCCCAUUGGCAAUGGCCCGGUAUUGCGGGUCAUCGAAGUGCAGGCAGAUUAUAUGUUGCACUGGGUUGAUCGGUGGCAGACGGAGAACAUCCGCAGCUUCUCACCCAAGAAGGAAGCGGUGGACGAUUUCGUCGAGCAUGUUGACAAGUACAUGCAGUGCACCGUAUGGACAGAGGACUGCCGAUCAUGGUACAAGAACGGCACGAAAGAAGGCCGAGUCAUGGCGCUAUGGCCCGGCAGUUCCUUGCAUUUCAUGGAAGUGAUGGAACAUCCUCGCCAUGAUGAUUUCGAAGUGCGUUACAAUGGCAAUCGCUUCUCGUGGAUGGGCAGUGGCUACAGCCAAACUGAGAUGGACCCGUCCGCUGAUUGGGCUUACUAUAUCUCAAACACUGACCUGAGCCCCUUCUCGUCUAAGUCUAAGAGGAGAAAGAUUGUGACAGGGGCGAAAUUUAUUAGCAGCACACCUCAAUUCCAUCCGAGCGAGGCUGCCCUGACAGAGGAGAAGCGACCUUUGGUCGAGGUUGUGGAGAUCCAACGAAAUGGUCUUGCGGCUUGA
Molecule: messenger RNA, 1836 nt
Organism: Exophiala aquamarina CBS 119918
Lineage: Eukaryota; Fungi; Ascomycota; Eurotiomycetes; Chaetothyriales; Herpotrichiellaceae
Exons: 4
Coding region: 1-1836 (611 amino acids)
Molecular function (GO): N,N-dimethylaniline monooxygenase activity; NADP binding; flavin adenine dinucleotide binding
Source: RefSeq, a predicted model, not a curated record